AUGGAGUUUGAGGAGGGUGUUACCAUAUUGAAGUGCUUCGAAGUGAUAGACUUCAGUGGCCCCAGUGAAGGUGAGAUGUUGUGCCAUUGUCGUAGUCUCCCCCGUUUUAUGGAUGAUGAUGGGACCCUGGAGUCAGAGUUCAUUCCAAGUUCAACCAUUUCUACAUUUGUCCUGAAAACUAUCCACGUUGCUCUGACCCCAUCAUACUUGUGUCCCGAAGAGCUUGCCCAGCACAGCCAUAUGGAAUAUAGCAAUGAAAUCAGCGUCCUCCAAGGAAGGAAGAGAUAUAGUAGAUUUUCCUGCAGUAAUUUUGAUGGGAGAAUUACUCAUUCUGAACAUGGAGGACAGGGGCUUCUGCCUCCACCCUUCUACAACAAUGAAGGGGACACCAUGAUGGAUGGCCAUGACAAUCACCCACUACGAUACACACCUUAUGAGAAAGGACACAUCAGGAGGAGAAGGAGGGCAUAUGAUACGAACAACAUCCAUAUUAAACUGGAAAAAGAUCUACAGGCUGAAAGAAGAGAGAUAGAGGAGUACAUGCAAAGUGGAAUCAUGGAGAACUGGUUCAAGGUCACAAUUCCAUUUGGCAGAAAAUAUGACAAAGCCUGGCUAAUCAAUUCAAUCAAGACCCACUGCAGUGUCCCCUUCAGCCCAGUUGAUUUCCACUGCAUCGGAACACGGGCCCUGUUCUUCGUCCAGCAUGAGAUCACUGCCUCUGCAAUAAAGGAAGUCAGCAAGAAGAUAAGUGAUGAGGACAGCCUCAGGAUACCUAUCUUUGUGAGUCGUUCUACUGCCCCUUACUCUGUGCAGAAUAAGUUAACGAGCGGGCAAAUGGAGCAACUCCAGUUGGCCUUGCGGAAACGAUAUGAUGUGUCUCAGCAGGCUCUCAACCUUGAGAGGCUCCGUUUUGACCCAGAGGAUGUGGCUUCCCGAGGAAGGCCUGAAUGUUCUCCCGCAGAUGGCCAGGAUUUAUGCUCACCAAAUGUCACUGACUUUGAUCUUCCCAAGUCAGUAGAGUGCUGCAAGGAAGUAUAUGAAGGAUAUGAGACCUUGAAGAAUCUGAUUCUGCAGUUCCUGCAGGAGUAUUAUUUGAUCUAUGACUAUGGAGAUCGACGGGGUCUCCUUAAUGUUUACCAUGAAGAGGCCUGCUUCUCUCUGACCAUUCCCCUAAAGCCUGAGGAUCGAGAUACGACUAACUUGCAUGAGUACACCAAGUAUAGCAGGAAUGUGAAGAACAUCAAAGAGCCCUCCAUAAUCAGAAUGCUGCUGAAGUAUGGAAAAAGUGACAUUGUAGACUCCCUCAGUCUAUUGCCCAGAACUCAGCAUGACUAUGAUAAUUUCAUGGUGGAUAUGUUUCUCCAGACGGAAAAAAUGCUCUGCUUUUCUGUCCAUGGAGUGUUCAAAGAAAUACAUGGAAAGUCUCAGGGAUUUGUUCGUGCCUUCACCCGGACUUUCAUUGCUACUCCUGGCAAGAGUACCUGUCUGUGCAUUGUGAACGACCACCUGCUCCUGAGGAAUGUUCCCCCUGAGGCGAUCCAUCGUGCCUUAUCCCUGACCAUGGCAAUGCCCUGCUGCAGCUCCAUGUCCACCCUCACCCCGGAUCAUCUGGCAAUGGUGCAGGCUUUCUCCAUGCAAUCGAGAAUGAAACUCGAGUGGUCUCAGAAGUGUCUUGAGGACAAUCAGUGGGACUACUCCAGAGCUGCUGAGGUCUUCAUAAUGCUCCAGAUGGCUGUUUAUGUUCACAAUAAAAAGUAG
Molecule: messenger RNA, 1758 nt
Organism: Octodon degus (degu)
Lineage: Eukaryota; Metazoa; Chordata; Mammalia; Rodentia; Octodontidae
Product: nuclear RNA export factor 2-like
Exons: 19
Coding region: 1-1758 (585 amino acids)
Biological process (GO): poly(A)+ mRNA export from nucleus
Cellular component (GO): nucleus; cytoplasm
Molecular function (GO): RNA binding; protein binding
Source: RefSeq, a predicted model, not a curated record